Molecule: messenger RNA, 717 nt
Organism: Centruroides sculpturatus (bark scorpion)
Lineage: Eukaryota; Metazoa; Arthropoda; Arachnida; Scorpiones; Buthidae
Exons: 1
Coding region: 1-717 (238 amino acids)
Molecular function (GO): zinc ion binding; nucleic acid binding
Source: RefSeq, a predicted model, not a curated record
AUGUCUAGCGAUGCUACAAAGUCGCUAAUCAAAAUGCACAUUAACCCAACCAAACUUGGUAUUGGUGUUAAAAAUGUGCGCCGUAUCCGCAAAAAUGGCAUCCUGGUAGAGGUACGAAACAGCCAGGAUGUCGUGAAACUUCAAAAGGAGUUGACAGAGGGCCCCAAGGAGCUCAGGGAGGCAGUCAACUGCCGACUGCCCCAGAAGCACCGACCGAGGGUCAUUUUAUUCGACGUUGACCCGGAUGUCAAAGGCAACGGUCUCAUGGAGAUAAUAAGGGUUCAAAAUGAACUCGGGCUGCAGACUGGCGACCUGCGGCCCUGUUUCCCAUUAAAGGGAAAAGGAGAGUUCACCAACUGGGUGUUGGAGGCCUCUCCACCUGUCUUCCACGCUCUCCUGCAGAAGGGGAGACUCCAUGUGGGGUGGACCUGCAACCGAUUGAGGGAAUACCUGAGCUGCACUCGAUGCUACAAGUGCUAUGCCUUCGGGCAUAUUGCACGGGGCUGUAAGGCGGCAGCCCAAAAAUGUAGCAGAUGUGCCCAUGACCACUCCUACAAGGAGUGUAAGGCACCCGAGCCUCGGUGUGUCAACUGCACUGAGGCAAACAGAAAAUUUGGCCUACAGCUGGGUACGGGUCACUCUGCCAUGAGUGCUAGCUGUCCGUGUUAUGCACGGGAACUAGAACGAGUUCGGGCCAGGACUGAUUACGGUCUUUAA